CGAAGUUACGAGAUAUACGCCGAUUGUGGUGAGAAUCUGGUCUGUAAGAUGCGGACAGACAUGGAGGCCAAUGACCCGCCGGAAGCCGUGUGCUAUUGCCUGAAAGACGAGCCCAUCUGCGGCUCCGAUGGCAUCACAUAUGAGAACGAAUGCAAACUCACGGAAGAGAGGUAUCGCCAGAGGAAUGGUUUGGUGGCCUCGACUCGCGGCCCCUGUAAUACAGUGCCGAAGAUCGUGUCGCCGCCCGAAGACAUCACCAAUAAGACGGGCAGUUAUGUGGCCUUUUCGUGUGAGGCCAAGGGCUGGCCGGUGCCCAUCAUCGAGUGGAGGGUCCAGAGGGACUCGGACGUGAAGGCGCUGCCCAGCGACGACCCCCACAUAGCCGUCCAGUCCCGGGGCGGCCCCAGUAGCUACGAGGUGACCGGUUGGCUACAGUUGCUGGACAUCACGCACGUAGAUCAGGGCACCUACUACUGCGUGGCCAAGAACUCCGAGGGCGAGACCAAAGCCGCGGCUAAGCUAGUGGUCAGGGAUGGUAGGCAUAGGACUCACGGAUUCGCCGAGAAUGAGAUUUAAGCGCAAGUUUUCCGCUGUUU
Oppiella nova is the source of this 596-nucleotide messenger RNA. NCBI's taxonomy places the organism in Eukaryota, Metazoa, Arthropoda, Arachnida, Sarcoptiformes, Oppiidae. The record is from the annotation of a GenBank genome assembly.